AUGGAGGUGAGGUGUCCUCAUGGAGAUGUCCCCAAGAAAAAGAUGUGUCCCCAUGGAGGUGUCCCUGUGGAAAUGAAGCGGCCGCAUGGAGAUGUCCUUGUGGAGAUGAGGUGUCCCCAUGGAGGCGUCCCCCUGGAGGUGAGGUGUCCACAUGAAGAUGUCCCCAUGGAAGUGGCGUCCUCAUAGAGAAGUCCCCAUGGACGUGAUGUGUCCCCAUGGAGGUAUCUGUGGCCUCCACCAUGCCCUCGAGGAUGACGACGAUCUCAAAAUCGUCCUUCUCCAGCUGGUGCCGCGAGACGUCCCAGAAGGGGCUGCGCUCGUCGAUCUCGUGGCUGAUGAUGAGGGGCGAGACGAGGAAGAGGCGGUCGUCGCCCGUCUCGAAGCCCACGCUCAGGUCGGUCUGGUCCAGGGGGAUGAACUCGCCCUCCUGCGUCUGCUUGGACUUGAUGAGCUUGGCGCGGAUGGAGGCCUCCACGAUGUGCGAGUCCCGCAGGUCGCCCACGCGAAACAUCAGGCAGAGGCGGUCGUCCCGCAGCGACACCACGGCGUGCGAGGAGAAGACCAAGGUCUCGGCGCGCUUGUUGGGCUGCGAGAUCUUCACAAACAUGCAGCCCACCAUGAAGGCGUUGACCAUGGAGCCCAGGAUGGCCUGGAGCAGCAGCAGCACGAUGCCCUCGGGACACUUGUCGGUGAUGACGCGGUGGCCGUAGCCGAUGGUGGUCUCCGUCUCGAUGGAGAAGAGGAAGGCGGAGACGAAGCCGUUGAGGUUGUUGACGCAGGGCGUCCAGGCGUGGUCCUCCAGGUGGUCCAGGUCGCCACGGCAGUAGGCGAUGAACCACCAGAUGAGGCCGAAGAAGAGCCAGGUGACGGCGUAGGCCAGGAUGAAGACGAGGAGGCUGAAGCGCCACUUGAGGUCCACCAGGGUGGUGAAGAUGUCGGUGAGGUAGCGAUGACGUCGGCCACAAAGGUGUACUACAGCCAGACCACGCAGACCGACAGCCGCCCGCUCAUCGGCUCGGGCCUGCGCCGGCGCCGGGUGAUGACCAAGGAUGGCCGCAGCAACGUGCGGAUGGAGCACAUCGCCGACAAGCGCUUCCUGUACCUCAAGGACCUGUGGACCACCUUCAUCGACAUGCAGUGGCGCUACAAGCUGGUGCUCUUCUCUGCCACCUUCGCCGGCACCUGGUUCGCCUUCGGCGUCGUCUGGUACCUGGUGGCCGUGGUGCACGGGGACCUGCUGGAGUUCGACCCACCGGCCAACCACACGCCCUGCGUCAUGCAGGUCCACACGCUCACCGGCGCCUUCCUCUUCUCCCUGGAGUCGCAGACCACCAUCGGCUACGGCUUCCGCUACAUCAGCGAGGAGUGCCCGCUCGCCAUCGUGCUGCUCAUCACCCAGCUGGUCCUCACCACCAUCAUGGAGAUCUUCAUCACCGGCACCUUCCUGGCCAAGAUCGCCCGGCCCAAGAAGCGGGCGGAGACCAUCAAGUUCAGCCAAAACGCCGUGGUGGCGCAGCACAACGGCAAGACCUGCCUCAUGAUCCGCGUGGCCAACAUGCGCAAGAGCCUCCUCAUCGGCUGCCAGGUGACGGGCAAGCUCCUGCAGACCCACCUCACCAAGGAGGGCGAGAGCGUGCGGCUCAACCAGGUCAACGUGGACUUCCAGGUGGACACGUCGUCCGACAGCCCCUUCCUCAUCCUGCCCCUCACCUUCUACCACGUAGUGGACGACGCCAGCCCCUUCCGGGACAUGGCCCUGCGGACGGGCGAAGGCGACUUCGAGCUGGUGGUGAUCCUCAGCGGCACCGUGGAGUCCACCAGCGCCACGUGCCAGGUGCGCACGUCCUACCUGCCCGAGGAGAUCCUCUGGGGCUACGAGUUCACCCCCGCCAUCUCCCUCUCGGCCAGCGGCAAGUACGUGGCCGACUUCAGCCUCUUCGACCAGGUGGUGAAGGUGGCAGUGCCCUGCUGCGUCCACGAGACCGUGCGGUUCGGGGACCCCGAGAAGGUGAAGCUGGAGGAGUCCUUGCGGGAGGCGGCGGAGCGGGAGCGGGAGGGAGCGCCGCUGAGCGUCCGCAUCAGCAACGUCUGAGAUGCCGCCAGCCCCUGGAGAUGCCACCAGCGCGGGGAGACGCCACCGGCUCUUCCCCCCCUUCCCGGCUCUCACCAUCCUCCUGGGCCUUUCCCUCCUUCCUCGUGGCACGGGGCUGCCCCAGGACCCGCGUGGGUGCUUGCCCACCGGUGGGACCACGUCCCCCUCGUCCCAGCCCACGUGGGGACGGGGCUGUCCCCGUCCCCCUCACCUAACGCUCUGCUAACACCAGCCAGAGACCCCCAGCCCCUCUGCGCAGCCAGGAGGAAGGUGGACACAAUCCUGCCGGGAGACGCUGUCCCUGGGGUGGGGGGCACAUGGCCACCCCCAGCCCCUGGGGACACGGUUUCUCACCAGCUGGGAGCUGCCUCGCUGCUCAAUCCCGCCCCAGGGAGCCAGGAGGAGCGGGACGGCUCCGUGCCAAGGGGGGAAACUGAGGCAGGACCCCCACACACACACCGAGGCUGCCCCCAGAGCCGGGGCCCCCUCCCCACGCUGCCCCCCGGCCCCCUGCCUGCAGGAUGGGGACAUGGGGGUGUCACCGAUAAUCGGACACGGCCGUGGCGCCGCGUCCCCGCUCGAGCCGCCACAGGCCUCGAGCACGUCGCUGCUGCUAACGUAGAGCCUCUGCCUAUUAACGCGCCUCACCGGGCAGCCCCGCGGCUCGGGGCUGAUCCUCCCUCGCUGCACUGAGUCCAGGUUAUAUACACACGUGUAUAUAUAUAGUGCGACUAAUCUCUAUAUAUAUAAAUGGGGAAGAAAGGUUUCACCCCUGGAAAGACUCACUCAUUCGAGCCCUGCUUCUGCUGGGGGCACCUCGGGGUCUCGGCCUCGAUUUGGGGGAGAAAAGAAAAGUUACUAAAUAAAAGUUCUAUUGACAGGCAGAAAGGGCUCUGCCCGUGCGCUCGCAGCGAUGCUGAGACAUCCCCGUGCCCAGGGGUCCCAGUUGGGGUGUCCCCCGCGUGCCACAAGUGGCCGGCGGUCCCCUCCUGCUCAGGGCUCAGCCCCAGUGGUGUCACUGUCCCCAGGGAAGGCUCCGAGCACUCGGUACAAGAACGCAGGUUUAUUGAUGUUUUUCCAGCGACAGCCACCAACAUCAUCGCACAGGUGGUUACAAGAGAACGGCCCCCAGUACGGGGGGCAACUGGCACCAGUGGCCAGCUGGGACUGGCGCUGGGAGAUGCACUCCCACCCCUGACCCCCAGGAGAGACCCUGGGAGAGGGGGUUCCACCCCCAGCACCCCCCCACGGCCACGGCCCCUCCGAGGACGCGGCACUGUCCCUGAGCAGCCACCACGCCCCUGCGUGGGGACAAGGCACAGGACCCCGAUGGGACCUCGGGGCAGCAAGGCACCGGUUGGAGAGGGUGGGGUUUGGGGAGGAAGGACGCUACCCCCAAAAAAAUCAAGGGGGUAGGGACAGACACAAGGGACAAGGUAGCACUUAAAAAAAAAAAAAACACCAAAAAAUAGUUAAAAAUCACAGCUACAGUAAUUA
Molecule: messenger RNA, 3589 nt
Organism: Cygnus olor (mute swan)
Lineage: Eukaryota; Metazoa; Chordata; Aves; Anseriformes; Anatidae
Gene: KCNJ10
Product: potassium inwardly rectifying channel subfamily J member 10
Exons: 3
Coding region: 152-2092 (646 amino acids)
Biological process (GO): potassium ion import across plasma membrane; regulation of monoatomic ion transmembrane transport
Cellular component (GO): plasma membrane
Molecular function (GO): inward rectifier potassium channel activity
Source: RefSeq, a predicted model, not a curated record